Molecule: messenger RNA, 1275 nt
Organism: Guillardia theta CCMP2712
Lineage: Eukaryota; Cryptophyceae; Pyrenomonadales; Geminigeraceae
Exons: 8
Coding region: 1-1275 (424 amino acids)
Source: RefSeq, a predicted model, not a curated record
AUGAUCAGGAUGGCCGUGGCAUUGGCAGCGCUGGACCCCAGGGCUCAGGAUCCCUUCACUGAUGGAGCCUCUCGCUGGAACGCAGCGUACGCCAAAGGUUUCUUAAGGGACCCAGAAGUCCAGGUAGAGAUGCGACUGGUUGAGCACGCGGUAGAGGAGGAGGAAACCGCUUGCAUCCUGCCAGACUGGAAGCGAAGUUACACGUCCCGACAUGCGAUCCCAUGCAGCGACGAUGCGAUGAGAGGAGGGGGCUUGUUGGGAACAGACUGCCAUUUUACUGGCUGCGAUGGAGGCAGUGAAGAGGAGGAGUUGACCUCGGGCUCUGUCAUGAGGAGACUUCGCGCAUGCCUGGGGAUGAGAGAAGAAGAUCAAGUCGCAGAGGAAGCUGAGAGGAUGCUCAAGGUGUGGAUGGAGACAAGUAGUGGUUUGGAGGAACAUGUUUCCAGGCGGCAGCUCCGAAGCAAGUUGGAUCAAAACACCGAAGUUUUGCGCAAUCAGUCCCGUUGUGCUUCGUUCCAGGUCCAGAACAUGAUACCUUUUCUCUCAUUCCCCUCCUUCUCCUCCUUCAAACAACCACAUUCCGACGACGAUUCAGCCAUCUCAAGCACUGCAAGAACUUCGAACAAGAUUGAGAUGCCGGAGAGUUUGCAAAACAGAAUCGAAGAAGAAAGUGGAGAGCGAUCGGCCAGACUGUCUCAUGUUCACAUGUACACCAGUACAGUGAAGCAAGACAACUCCACUUCAGCGUCUAGUGGAGCAGAUGAAUCGUCGCACGAUCCGAGCGGGAGAUUGCUGGUAAGCUCCGAGCACAGACAAAGUCCAGCACCCCCACACCAUCCCCGGGAGCCUCGUUCCGAGAGGCUGUGGAGUCUGAAGCAGCGAGCACAGGAGGAGGAGGAGAGAGUCGUAGCAGAGAGAAGCUCGAGGCUCAGGUCGCAGACUCUCCGAGGAUGGUUGCAGUACGCGCGCAGGAGGACGAUGAUGUCGUUAAGACUGUCUCGCUGCCUGCAGACCAGGAAAGUGGCAGCAAUGAGGAGGAUCUUCUGCGAUCUUCGAGAGGCACAGAGGAGGAUGCUUGCGCUGUCGAGAGCCAAAGUGACGGGUUGGCAUUGCUGGUUGUCGGCAGGAUCGAAGGCAGAAACUCUCGUGAUGUGCAGGAGCUCUAGGCGAUGGAUGAAGCAUGCUGUGUUGAACAAGGUGACUGAAGAACCGCACGAGGGAUGUGGCGAUCUGACGGGGAGAUUGAUAGAACUUGCUACAGAGAGCAUGGCGUGA